AUGUCGGCGAUCGUUCCCAUACGCUUUCAUGAACUCUUUACCGUAAGUCCCGUGUUUUUUACUGUAGUACACAUAAAGUUUUUAAAAUCUAGGUUUUUUUGUAAUUGGGACGAUGAAUCAUGGUGAAUAUGACCAGAAAGUGUAUGUAACGGUUCAAAAACUUUUUAAAUAGCUAUAGAAAAAUUAAUUUCAGCUCCCGAAUCUUGGGAUUAGUAGCCAAGCCAUCAAUUUCACCAAUGUCACAAUGGAAUCGGAUAAAUUCAUUGUGGUCAGAGAGCAGGUUGGAGGCUCUAAUCAAGUUGUUAUCGUUGACGUUAACAGACCCAACGACAUCUUGAGAAGACCUAUCACCGCAGACUCGGUGAUCAUGCAUCCUACUCGCAAGAUCAUUGCUCUCAAGUGUAAGGUUACAUUGUUUUUUAUAAAUUUUUUCUGUUUAGCCCAGAGACAACUGCAGAUGUUUGAUAUUGACCAGAGGGCGAAGCUGAAGUCUCAUUUGAGUACAGAGGACGUGGUUUUCUGGAAAUGGAUCAACGAGAAGACUGUCGGUCUUGUCACUGAAACUAGUGUUUUUCAUUGGCAUUUGGAAGGUCAGAAUGCUCCGGUGAAGGCGUUUGACAGACACACUAACCUCAAAGACUGUCAGAUAAUCUCAUACAAGUGCGACCACACCGCUAAGUUGUUGCUGCUUCAAGGAAUUGCCGUCAAGGUAUGUGCUUUAUGAUUUAUAAUAAUUAUUUGUUUAGGAAAAUAGAGUCGUCGGGUCUAUGCAGUUGUACAGCGAGGAGAAAAAGCUCGCCCAGCCAAUCGAAGCACAUGCUUCAUGCUUCCUUCAAUUUACACAGGAGGGUAAUCCCCAUCCCUCCAAUCUGUUCUGCUUUGCUGCCAGGACGGCCACAAACUCUCGACUUCAUAUCAUCGAAGUUUCCACUCCUCCAGCUGGAAAUCAACCCUUCAGCAAGAAACAAGUAGAGAUACAGUUUGCUGCUGAAGCCGCCAAUGAUUUCCCCAUCUCCAUGCAGGUAUGGUGUAAAUUGAUUUUGAAUAUUCUUCUCUAGGCCUCUGAUACCCACGGCGUGGUCUUCAUGAUCACCAAACACGGAUUUGUGCAAGUAUUUGAUGUCGAAACUGGAACUUCCAUCUACACCCUAAGGGUUUCUUCUGAAACCAUUUUUGUGACUGCCGAGCAUAAGAGUUUGAAUGGAUUUUUGGGAAUCAACAGACCAGGGCAAGUCUUGGCCAUUGGAAUCGAUGAUCAGGCCAUUGUUUCUUAUCUGAAGAACCAACUUCAAAAUCCUGAUUUGGCGCUGAAGAUGGCAACCAGAUGUAAAUUGGAAGGAGCGGAAGAUCUGUUUGUAAGAAAGUUUAACCUCCUCUUCGGAAACGGCCAGUAUGAGGAAGCUGCCCGAGUCGCCGUCAAUGCUCCCAACAACAUUCUCAGAACUCCAGGUACCCUCCAGAAGUUUCAACAGGCGCCUGCCGUCCCUGGUCAGAGUGCAACGCCUCUGUUGAAGUAUUUCAACGUUCUCUUGGAAUCCGGCCAGCUCAACAAAUACGAAUCCUUGGAGCUGUGUCGACCAGCCAUUGCCCAAAACAAAAAACAGUUGGUGGAAAAAUGGUUAUCCGAAAACAAAUUGGAAUGCUCGGAAGAUCUUGGAGAUCUUGUCAAGACUAUCGACCCAACACUCGCAUUGAGCAUCUACCUGAGAGGAAAUGUUCCACACAAGGUCGUUCAAUGUUUUGCUGAGACCGGACAAUUCGAGAAGAUCAUAUUGUACUCGAAGAAAGUUGGAUUUGAACCUGACUAUCUCUUCCAACUGAGACAGGUAUUGCGUUCCAAUCCAGAUGCCGCCGUCGCUUUCGCAAUUAGAUUGGCUACCGAGGGGCCUGAUGAGAAAGGAUUAGUCGAUCUUCAUCAAGUGAGUGUUUUCAAAAUGACAAUAAUUUGAUGUUUUAGAUCGUUGAUUGCUUCUCUGAUGUCAAUGCCGUUCAACAGUGCACUAAAUUCUUGUUGGAGCUUGUCAACAAGGGUGUCACCUUGGAGCCCAAUCUUCAAACACGGCUUUUGGAAAUGAACCUUACUAUGAAUCCACCAGUCGCUGAUGCGAUUUUGGGUAAUAAUGUACUCAAGGAUUACGACAGAGCUGCCAUUGGACAACUGUGCGAAAAGGCUGGCCUCUUGCAGAGAGCCCUAGAGCACUUUACGGAUAUCUACGACAUCAAGAGGACCGUGGUUCAUACUCAUCAAUUCCAGCCUGAUGUAAGUCUCAUAAUUCAUAAAUCAUUUUGUUUUUAGUGGUUGAUCACUUACUUUGGUCGUCUAAGUGUUAGCGAUACCAUGGAAUGUUUGAAAGCCAUGCUCCAAGCAAAUCUUCGACAGAAUUUGAAUAUCGUUGUACAGAUUGCCUCGAGGUACGCUGAACAACUGCAAACACAGCCAAUCAUCGAGCUGUUCGAAUCGUUCAAAUCAUUUGAAGGUCUUUACUACUUCUUGGGAUCGAUUGUCAACUUCUCGCAAGAUCCCGAUGUUCACUUUGCUUAUAUUCAAGCCGCCACCAGAACCGGCCAAUUGAAGGAAGUCGAAAGAAUUUGCCGAGAAUCAAAUGUCUACAACGCAGAGAUGGUCAAGAAUUACUUGAAGGAAGCCAAACUGAGUGACCAACAGGCUUUGAUGAUUGUAUGUGACCGACAUGACAUGGUGCACGAUCUUGUUCUUUAUCUCUUCCGAAACAAUCUCCAUAAGUCCAUUGAGGUAUUUGUGAACAAAGUUAAUGCAGCAAGACUCCCUGUCGUCGUCGGAGCUCUUUUGGAUGUAGAUUGCAGUGAAGAGGCCAUCAAACAGCUCAUCUCAAAUUGUCGAGGAAAGUUUGAUAUCGAUGCUUUGGUCGAGGAAGUGGAGAGAAGGAACAGGUAAUCUACUUGCUUUUGUUUUUGGAUUAUUUUUAGACUGAAAUUGUUGGCUAAUUGGUUGGAAGGCCGAGUUCACGAGGGUGCCACCGAUGCCGCUACUCACAAUGCCUUGGCCAAGAUUCACAUUGAUGCCAACAACAACCCCGAGAGAUUCCUGAAAGAAAACCAAUACUACGACUCUGCAGUGAUCGGAAAGUACUGCGAAAAAAGGGAUCCCCAUUAUGCUCUCGUGGCCUACGAAAGAGGAAAUUGCGAUCAAGAGAUCAUCAAGGUCUGUAAUGAGAACUCGCUCUUCAAGAAUCUGGCCAGGUACUUGGUCAGAAGGAGAGAUGCAACACUUUGGGGCUCCGUUCUUACCGAAGAUACCGCCCACCGUCGUUCUUUAAUUGAUCAAGUCGUUCAAACUGCAUUUGCUGAAACUCAGGAUCCAGAAGAUAUUUCCGUUACCGUCAAGGCUUUCAUGUCUGCUAAUCUGCCACAUGAACUUAUCGAAUUAUUGGAGAAAAUUGUCUUGGAUAGCUCUAACUUUGGUCAGCACAGGAAUCUACAGAAUCUCCUCAUCUUGACCGCUGUCAAAUCGGAAGCUAGCCGGGUCAUGGAAUAUAUCCAGAAACUGGAUAACUAUGAUGCACCUGAUAUUGCCAACAUUUGCAUUUCCAGCGAGUUGUAUGAAGAGGCAUUUGAGAUCUUUAGAAAGUUCGAUGUGAAUGCUUCUGCAAUUCAAGUGAGUUUCAUUAAUUUAAUAAGGGAAUUAAAUUUUUUUUAGGUUCUUAUCGACAACAUUAAGAAGUUGGAUCGUGCUUACGAAUUUGCGGAGAAAGUAAACGAACCAGCUGUCUGGGGACAGUUGGCCAGAGCUCAGCUUGAAGAAGGUUUAAUCAAAGAAUCUGUGGACUCCUACAUUAAGGCUAACGACCCUCGGGCUUUCAUUGACGUUGUGAAGAAAUGCUCGGACACUGGUCAUUGGGAAGAUCUUGUUCGAUUUUUACAGAUGGCUAGGAAGAAGUCUAGAGAGUCGUUCAUCGAAACAGAGCUCUGCUUUGCUUAUGCCAAGACCAACCGGCUCCAAGAUCUGGAACAAUUUGUCCAUGAGCCCAAUCACGCCGCCAUCCAGCAAGUUGGUGAUCGAUGCUUCGAGGAGGCUAUGUAUCCAGCUGCCAAAAUCCUCUACAACAGCAUUUCCAAUUACGCCAAACUUGCCAUUACUGUGGUUAAGAUGGGAGAUUACCAAGGUAGGUGAAUGAAACUGUUUUUUUAUGUUCAUUUAGGUGCCGUUGAUGCUGGAAGAAAGGCCAACUCAACCAAAACAUGGAAGGAGAUCUGCUUUGCUUGUGUUGAUCAAGAGGAAUUCCGGUUGGCUCAGAUCUGUGGUCUUCAUAUUGUUGUUCAUGCUGACGAAUUGGAGGAAUUGAUCAAUUAUUAUCAGAAGGCCGGCCACUUCGAGCAGCUGAUUAGCCUUCUCGAAGCUGCACUCGGACUCGAAAGAGCUCAUAUGGGAAUGUUCACUGAAUUGGCCAUUCUUUACUCCAAGUACAAGCCGGAGAAGAUGCGCGAACAUUUGGAACUGUUCUGGUCGAGAGUUAAUAUCCCGAAAGUCCUCAAGGCCGCCGAACAAUCCCAUCUUUGGGCUGAAUUGGUCUUUUUGUAUGACAAAUAUGAGGAGUAUGAUAACGCCAUCUUGACCAUGAUUAACCACCCCACUGUCGCAUGGAGAGAACAGCACUUCAAGGAGAUUAUCCCCAAGGUUGCCAAUGUUGAGCUUUAUUACAAGGCUAUUCAAUUCUACUUGGAUUACAAACCAACUCUGCUCAAUGAUUUGCUGGUGGUCCUUUCUCCACGACUCGAUUUAUCACGGACUGUCCAGAUCUUUGAAAAGGGUAAGUGUCCUUUCAGGAAAUUAAAAUUCUGUUUAGGAGGUCAUUUGAAACUUGUUCAACCCUUCCUCAAACAAGUCCAGAACAUGAACAACAAGGCUCUGAAUGAAUGCCUGAACCAAAUGUACAUUGAUGAGGAGGAUUACGAGUCAUUGAGGGCCAGUAUUGAUUCCUAUGACAACUUCGACAACAUUGCCUUAGCUCAGCAACUGGAGAACCACGAAUUGACAGAGUUCAGAAGGAUCUCGGCCUAUCUCUUCAAAGGAAACAACAGGUGGAAACAGUCGGUGGAACUCUGCAAAAGAGACAAGUUGUUCAAGGUAAGUGGUUGUCAGUUUCAGUAAUCUUUGUUCUAGGACGCCAUGGAAUAUGCCUCUGAGAGUCGCAAACCAGAAAUUGUCGAGGAUCUUCUCAAGUUCUUCCUCGAGAAUGACAACAAGGAAUGCUUCACUGCUGCUCUUGUAAAGUGUUACGAUCUUUUGAAACCUGACAUUGUUUUGGAACUUGCAUGGAAACACAAAAUCAUGGACAAUGUUAUGCCAUACAUGAUCCAGAUUAUGCACGAUUAUAGCAAACGAGUAGGUUGAAUUUUAUUAUCUAAGAUUAAAUGUACUGGAUUCUUUGGAUUACUUUACAUUUUUCAGAUUGAUAAUCUUGAGAAAGCAAACGAAGAAAGGAAACAGGAGUUGAAGGAGACGGUGGAAAGAGCGGGCUCGGUGAUGGAGACUCAACCCAUGCUGGCCUAUGCUCCAGCAAACCAAAUGCCCCCGGCCCCAGGCGUUUAUGGAGUUCCUCCUGCGGCCCCCGGAGGCUAUCAGGCGCCAUUCUUCCCUCGUUAA
Bursaphelenchus xylophilus (pine wood nematode) is the source of this 5623-nucleotide messenger RNA. The record is from the annotation of a GenBank genome assembly. Lineage: Eukaryota; Metazoa; Nematoda; Chromadorea; Rhabditida; Aphelenchoididae.